AUGAACUCGAGCAACAAGAAUUCAGACCCCGGAAGUCCCAGAGUUGAGGAGCUUCGUGCCGACAAACCUUCGAGACGAUGCACAUGGAACCUCCGGUCCGUCAGCUCGCAGGUUCUCCUCGUCUCUGCCACUGCCUCAUGCACCAUAGGCUCCUUCAAUGCUCUGCAAGGCCUUGGAGGCGCAGGCCAGGAACAACCCUACGUGGCCAAUGCAGCCACAGCCAUCAACUUUGCGCUCAUGGGCAUCGUGUGUCUGCUGGGCGGCCCGCUGGUGAACAAGAUUGGCACAAAAUGGUGCCUGGCCAUUGGCACCAUUGGCGACCCCAUCUUUGCGGCAGCUCUAUACCAAAACACCCGCUUCGGCACGCAGUGGUUUCUCAUAUUCGCGGCCGUCUUCCGCGGCGCCUGCAGCGGUCUCUUUUGGGCGACCGAAGGCUUCAUCAUCAUCGGGUACCCGCGGGAGCAGUGGCGAGGGCGGAGCAUCACGACGUGGGUGGCCUUCAAGGAGCUCGGCAGCGUCAUCUCGGCCUCGAUCAACCUCGGCCUCAGCGCAAAGGACAACAAGUCGGGUCACGUCGGCUACGACGUGUACUAUGUCACGAUUGCCAUCAUGUGUCUGGGUCUGCCAAUUGCUCUGCUUAUCUCACCGACGAGAAAUGUCUUUCAUCGCGACGGAACUCCCGUGGCUGAUGACAAGACAAGUGGUGGUAAAAUGACGAGCUACAAGGAGCAAUAUUCGCAACUGUUUUCCCAGUUCAAGAGAAAAGAUGUGCUUCUCUUCAUACCGUAUGCUUGUUUUGCGUACUUUUACUACUCCUUUGCCCACACAUAUGUCACGAAGCACUUUUCUGUCAGAGGACGAGCCCUGGUAUCUCUCUUGACUGCGGUCGCAUCCGUCAUUGGAUCAGCUCUCGUCGCAAUUGUCUCGGAUAUUUCCGGUCUCAAGAGACGCGGGAGCACCUUGAAGCUGUUCCUCGCCACGGUGCUAGUUCUAGUCCUCUGCGCCGCCAGUUGGGGGUACUUUGCAUACAAUGCGCUGCGACCGCCAGCACACAAGCUCGAUUGGCUGGACGCGGGAUACGGCAAGACGGCUGCUUCGGUCGCCCUUCUCUUUCUGGCGAUGCAGUCGGCUCAGACGUAUUUGUACUGGAAUGCUUCGCAGAUAUCAGAGACUUUUGAGGAUAACGCGCAUCUUGCCGGGGUAGUUCGUGGGAUCGAGUCUCUCGGUCAAAGUGUCGCAUAUGGAAUCAAUGCAUCAAACACGGCACCAGUGGUCAGUGUUAGCAUUAACCUGGCUUUGCUAGUGAUAGGUGGAGGUUGCUUGUUGAUGCUUGUGGCCAGGAAUGGAGGGAGAAGACGGUAG
Pestalotiopsis fici W106-1 is the source of this 1362-nucleotide messenger RNA. RefSeq lists its product as uncharacterized. Gene Ontology annotation, molecular function: transmembrane transporter activity. Bases 1 to 1362 code for a protein of 453 amino acids. NCBI's taxonomy places the organism in Eukaryota, Fungi, Ascomycota, Sordariomycetes, Amphisphaeriales, Sporocadaceae. The record is from RefSeq and is a predicted model, not a curated record. Gene Ontology annotation, biological process: transmembrane transport. The transcript has a single exon.